Apaloderma vittatum (bar-tailed trogon) is the source of this 1945-nucleotide messenger RNA. Its product is annotated as ubiquitin-associated protein 2-like. Lineage: Eukaryota; Metazoa; Chordata; Aves; Trogoniformes; Trogonidae. The annotation marks the transcript as partial. The record is from RefSeq and is a predicted model, not a curated record. The transcript has 15 exons. Gene Ontology annotation, cellular component: nucleus; cytoplasm.
UGGACGUGGCAGAGGGAGAGGAGCGGGGAGGUUUUCAGCCCAAGGCAUGGGGACAUUUAACCCUGCAGACUAUACGGAGUCUUCUGCCACUGAUGGCUUUGGGACAAAAUCAGAGAUUUGGGAGACUGGUCAGAAUGAUGCAGAUGAUGGAACUGGAGCAUGGAAAAACUCAAUAGAGGAAUGGACAGCAGAAGACUGGAAUGAAGAUCUUUCUGAAACAAAGGUCUUCACUGCUUCCUCUGUUCCAGCUGAAAAUCAUGUGACUUCUGGGCAAAGCAUUGAUUUGGUAACACUGCUUCAAAAGCCUGUGACUUCUGCCCAAGAGACUGAAAGCAACUCGUUUGAGUCUCCCCAACAGCAGACCUUUGGCCAAGCCCUAGUCUUCACAAAUUCUCAGCACAGCACCCAGAUGGCAUCAGGAACUGGCAGCUCCAGUGCUGUGAACUCUUAUUCUCCUCAAAGUCUGUCUGCAGUACUUUGUUCUGGCUUUGGAGAACUUGGAUCCUCUAAAUUGUCAAACUCCACUGGAUCCCAAAUCUUGGACCAGUUGAAGUCUCCAGGACUGGGUCAGUUUACCUCUCAACAAAAUAAUCUUAACUGUACCACCACUACCACCACUGCCACGUCAUCCUGGGAUCUAAAACCACCCAUUACUCAGUCCUCAGUCCUUAGUCAGUUUGACUUUAAAUCCCAGCCUGAACCAUCCCCAGUUCUGAGCCAGCUGACCCAGCGACAACAACAAAUGCAGGCAGUUCCUGUUCCUCCUCCUGGGCUGGAGUCCUUCUCCUCCCAGGUAAAACUCCGAGAGCCGUCGCCAGUAGACACCUCUACAGCUGUCAGCAAAAUGUUACAGCUCCCCACUAUACCUAUGGAUAAUCAGGCAGUGACUGCGCAUCAGACCCAGCAGAAGCAGAUAAAACCACCAAAACGGAGGAUAACUCCAGCAUCCAAGAUUCCUGCCUCUGCGGUGGAGAUGCCUGGAUCAGCGGAUGUGACAGGGUUAAAUGUUCAGUUUGGAGCUCUGGAGUUUGGAUCAGAGCCUGCGCUCCCAGAGUUUGGAUCAACUUCAAGCAGUGAGAAUACCAGCCAGGCAACAAACAAUAGCUUGUACUCAAAAUCUGUGAAUGAUCCUUUGAAUACCUCUUUGCCAAUAUCCAAUACAGUACAGGAGUCCACGUACACAACGUCUGCCAUCACCUCUUCUAGUCUGACCUGCUCAUCCCAGAGCACUAGCCCAGUAACAACAACUUCCUCCUAUGACCAGACUUCUGUGCAUAGUAGGAUAGCGUACCAAAGCUCCAUGCCUCCGUCUGAAUCCACCUCUGUUGCAGUUACGAAUGGGCACAGCGGUGUCAGAACACAGGCAUCUCUUGACACACCUAAGACAGAGCCUUCUCCCUCGCUACCUUCUGCUGGUUCCCUGCCUAGUGUGGUAUCCACCACUGCUUCACUUCUGCCUUCGGCAUCACAGCACGCGGUAACGUUGCCCAGCUUGCCUCAGCCCAGUGAUCUGGCCAGCGGCUCACUUUCCCAGUUAAACAGCUCGCUUUCCAAUCAUCAAAGCAGCCUCUCCCCUGCCUCAGUGUUGUCUUCAAACACGUCACAUGCACACACUAGUGUUGAGAACACAACUUCGCUCCAGCCCUCAACAACCUUUUCAACUGCUUCGACUUCAGCCACUAGCACCACCUCUUCGGUUGUCAGCAUGGCAAGCAGUAUGAACACUACAAACAGCCUUGGUCUGAGUGUUACCAGUGUGUCCAUACCAGCUGCUAGCACACGGGCAGCUCCCUUAGUGUCUUCAGGCAAAGCUCCCCCAAACCUGCCCCAAGGUGUACCACCCUUGUUGCAUAACCAGUAUAUUGUGGGACCUGGAGGACUUCUGCCUGCCUACCCAAUUUAUGGUUAUGAUGAUCUCCAGAUGCUUCAAUCCAGGCUUCCAAUG